AUGACUGAUUAUACAACUCCCUCAUCUGUCAGGGAGGACUUUGAACACACACGACGCUGCAGAUUUAACAGAGGAAUUUCAGCAAGCCAGACACAAGAGGGAGUGGCCUCAGGGAGAAUUUCCAUUUGCUCGUUUUUUUUCAAGCAUGUACUUGUGUGUGUGCUGCCCAGACGGGAAAAUACAACAAUGACAAGCGUAAUAGUGUGGGCGCUUUUGCUGCUGAACAUGGCUGAUGCUGUGGAUAAGACCAGAGGAUCUAAAGCAAGUGUCAACGUCGCCGCAGGUCGCACCGGUGCUUCUUACGUGGGGAAACUGCUGGUGAUACCCAUGGAUGGGAGUCAUUGGGUGGGUAUGAAGGCCAUUGCUCAGGAAAUGGGUCGGCGCGGACAUCAGGUCACCGUUGUGAUGCCAGAGAUCACCCUACUCAUUGGUCCAGGGGAGCACUAUGACACUCUGACAUACCCUCUUCCGUUUGACAAAGCCUUUGUUGACUUUGUGAUGUCCAAGAAUGAAGACGUGCUGCAAAAAUCUACGCAGCCUUUCAUAGAGAGAAUCCAGGAAAAAUUCUCACAAAUACAGAGAAUUACAGAAUUGCUUCACACCACUGCAGAGAGCCUUCUGUUCAAUGCAAGUAUUAUCUCACAUCUGGCUCAGCGGGGAUUUGACGCUGUCCUGACAGACCCCAUGGUGCCGACAGGCUCUUUAAUAGCCCGCAAAUUAGGUAUUCCCACAGUUAAUUUACUGAGGGGAAUUCCGUGUUUUUUGGACAUGCAGUCUUCAGGGUGUCCAUCGCCGCCUUCAUAUGUGCCUCGCUUCUUCACUGCCCUCACAGAUAAAAUGGACUUCAAACAAAGAGUCCUCAACACCUUGGUAAGUGCACUAGAGCCCCUCCUCUGCCGAGUCAUCUAUUGGCGUUUUGACCGAAUUGCCUCCGAGUUCCUGGAAGAGGACGUGGGUGUAGCUGAGGUGCUGUCGGACUCUGCAAUCUGGCUGCACAGGAUUGACUUCACACUGGAGUUCCCACGCCCGUUAAUGCCGAACAUGGUGCCAGUUGGGGGCAUCAACUGCAAUGUGAGGACUCCUCUGCCUGAAGAUUUGGAGCCCUGGGUGUCAGGAAAGCAUGGAUUUGUUGUGUUCACACUGGGCACCGCAUUGAAAAAAAUCCCAAAUGAGAUAACCAAAGUCUUCCUGGAAGCAUUCAGACAGAUUCCACAGAAGGUAAUAUGGAGAUAUUCUGGGCUUGUUCCUGAAAACACACCAGAAAAUGUAAAGAUGAUGAGCUGGGUCCCCCAAAAUGACUUACUCGCUCAUCCUGGAGCUCGGGCCUUCAUAACGCAUGGUGGCUCACACGGUAUCUAUGAGGGACUUUGUCAUGCCGUUCCCAUGGUGAUGGUACCGAUUGGUGGGGACCAGCCAGACAAUGCAGAAAGAAUGGCAAGUCGAGGAGUGGGAGUGGUGUUGGAUAUUUCAUCAAUCACCGCAGGAGACCUGCUGCAGGGACUGAAUGAGGUCAUUAAUGACACUAGAUACAAAGAAAACAUGAAGAGGCUGUCAGCGUUACACAAAGACCGCCCUGUUGACCCACUGGACCUCUCGGUGUACUGGACCGAGUUUGUGAUGCGGCAUAAAGGGGCCAAGCAUCUUCAAGCAGCUGUUCGUGACCUCAACUGGUUCCAGUACUUCUGUCUGGACGUAAUAGCGCUACUUGCUACAAUUGUACUGUUUUUUAUGAUCUUGACAGUUAAAUGUUUGAAGUUAUGCUGUCAGAAACCGAGCACAAAGAGGAAGCAAGACUAGAUUAGCACCUGUAAUAUCUGGUUAAUGAAUAAAACAAAAACAAAAACUAUGCAAGGGGAGCUGCACAUUCAUGUGUAGAAACAGUAAAUGAAGCCAGGUGGUGAUUAAAGAGACAUUUAAUGAAUGCAAAUUCAUUUAAUGAAUGCAAAUUCAGAAUAACAUUAGAAUCAAUGGGUUUAACCGGGGGAUACGAGUACGGCCGAUGAUGUGCAUUAGUGGGAACCCUUCUUUGGUGGGAACAGGGCGUACUCAACAGCCAGAGCAACGGUAAAGGCAGCAAAGCCCCACUUGAAUCCUCUCAGUAGCACAUCGGACAGAGUUACAGCACGUGCGAAGCCACCCGAGUACCUCCAUGCCUCGUUACUAAACAAAGAGAGAGACAGGAGCGGAGUAAACAAUCACAACACGAACAAAUGUGUCACAAGUACUGCAAAAAACUCAGCUCUAUAGAAAUGCUCACCGGGCCCACGGGUCCUUGAGGCCCCUGGCCGCCAACCUUUGCUGUGUGAAUUCCAGUGGCGUGCCCUCUACCUUCCACUGCCGCCA
Phycodurus eques (leafy seadragon) is the source of this 2343-nucleotide messenger RNA. RefSeq names its product UDP-glucuronosyltransferase 1A1-like. The record is from RefSeq and is a predicted model, not a curated record. Bases 1 to 1797 code for a protein of 598 amino acids. The transcript is spliced from 9 exons. NCBI's taxonomy places the organism in Eukaryota, Metazoa, Chordata, Actinopteri, Syngnathiformes, Syngnathidae. Gene Ontology annotation, molecular function: UDP-glycosyltransferase activity.